AUGACAGAAAACUCUCAAAAUAGUCACCUGUCCGGCUCUGAAUUCCGGGGCUGUGACCUGAACUUCACGACCCGCAAGGAUGGCAUUAACCUGCGACAUUUCAGGCGGGAAGAAGCUGGACCCUCUGUACAGGAGCUAUCAAACCUCUACGCCACAGUUUUUGAACGAAAAGAAGCACUUUCCCGCUACAUGAACGUCCCUCUGGUGAGCGAUAUUGUAGAGGAAACGCUGAGCAAAGCCUUUAGCCAGCGUCGUCCUUGUCUCGCUACGUCUGACGAUGCUAGAGAGAUAUCUUUAAGUUGGAUUGAUGUCAUCCGACACGCCAGCCCUGACCAGCUCGAAAGUGGCGCGGACGGUAAGCAUUACUGCCGUGUACUGGGGAUGCAGGUGCAACUGUCUGACUCCGAUUGCACUGUGAUCCGAUCUGGCGUUCUCCAGACGCUACUGAGCCCACUACCGCACAAAAAGGAUGUACAGACGGAGAUAGCAGUGGUUACAUCCGCAAUGACGGAGGUGACAGAAUGGAAUCAAUAUAUCUCCCAAAUCAUUGGGCAAAAUAACUAUCUCCUGGAAGCUAUGAGGUCGCGACUAGAAAUGCUCCACGACGCAUCUCGGCUGAUCUCUUUGUCUGAGCCUGAAUCAUCUUCUUUGCGCCCUCCAAGAGGGGAGUCUUCUCUCACGUCACAGGAGACAAAUAUUGAAGUAGUGUCUGUUGGCUCAAGUGGACCUACUGCAAUUGUCGAUAAUGACUCGCAAAAGAACGACACGAGUGUGGUUCAGUCCACUGAAGGAGAUCAUGACACCCUGGAAAACAGUCAAGUUCCCUGGGAUGGCAGUGACGCUGAGUCGAUAUAUACAGAGACAGUCGACCUCACAACUUUACCAGUGAAUAACCGUGUUCGCUGGUCAGCGGAAGAAGAAAACCGCCUGCUACCGUGGCUUGACACUCGCAGUCAUUUAACUUGGUCUGAAAUCGAGAGAGAAUAUUGUCGCGAGUUUAAUAUAUACAGAGCAGGAUCUGCGUUGAGGACUAAAGCACGCCGCUUACGAGGAAGAGGACCCCAUAAUGUUACUAAAUUGCGGAAUCGUCCAGGUCGACGAAGGAAUACACUUUUGGUUUCCCUACCUUUGGCACGUCGAUAUACAUCACCGAACAGCUUGCAGCAAGAAUCAACUUUACAUGCACCAAACACACUACCUGGACAGAAGGCUCCAGCUGAAUGUACGACUCAGUCAGACUCUAGGAGCUCGAUUGCUGCCCAGCAGCGGCAACAAAAUAUGAUAUUCAACACUCUCCAGCAAGACGGCCGCAGCAUGACGGAGCUUUCUCAGUUGACAGUCUACUAUCUUAAGCCGUACCAAGCAGCAAAACUACGGCAUGAGCUGAUGUGCUAG
This is a messenger RNA of Aspergillus tanneri, 1395 nucleotides long. RefSeq lists its product as uncharacterized. The record is from RefSeq and is a predicted model, not a curated record. The transcript has 3 exons. Lineage: Eukaryota; Fungi; Ascomycota; Eurotiomycetes; Eurotiales; Aspergillaceae. Bases 1 to 1395 code for a protein of 464 amino acids.